AACUCUGAUGUUAGUGAAGCAGACUCCAGCACACAACUCCACUCUCGCCGACUAGUGUUUUCAGUUAUGAAUUUCGCGUUUGCGUUCAUCGCUGUAUUAAGACAAGAUGAAGUCAUGACAGCAAUCCACAGCUUUGGUCUUGGAAAGCUUUACAUUCGAUAUAACCUUCGUUCACUUUCUCCAGGACCAUUCAGUGAGAGGGAGGAAGACAGGGGCUGUAGUUCCAAGGAGACGUAAAACCAGGUCUGGGGCAAGGCAACGAACGACCCACUUAAACUAUCUCCUUCUGGGGUAGAGGCGAAAACUGAGUGCAGAAUUAUCGUGAUGCUUGCAAGAGUCUCAGUUAAUGCACCAACGGUGAGUGGCAUAGUCAGGAAGCCAUGUUACCCGCAGUGAAGGCGGACUUCAGCAGUUGGACGGCGGAUCGCACAACAUACAUGUCUAUUUUCAUCUUAAUGUCCUUCCUCCUGGCCACCAGGACAGUUGGUGUUACUGUAAACACUCUCGGCUCAGCAGACUGGCAGCCAUCAAAUAGGAACACGAAACUGGUUCAGCGGGUUCCGAGUUCAGAUACCAUAUCAGUCAUGAGACCUCCUCCACCACCCGCUCAAGAACUGAGGCCACGAAUCCAUCCACGACCUCCAGAUCCUUCAGUGACAUCACAUAGUAGACAUCCAGUCAGUCAGCGGCCAUUCAUACUUCCAGCUGUGUCAUUUUCACAGUUUCCAAGCUAUCAAGAUGAUAGAAUUAUUCAUUCAAAUUUUGCUCAAUUUCCUCAAGGAACCUUUAAACAGAACAAUUCACCUGAACAUCUAAGGCAACAGUUUGCUUUUAAUCAGAACGUCGUGGAUUCUACAAGUCGGAAACCUCAGCAAUUCGGUAAUCCAUCGGACAGUUCUAUAUCAGAAUCCAUUGUCACCAAGCAGCUGGAAAAUUUCCCGCAUAGACAACAAUUACAGUUUUCAAGUCCUGUUUUCCAUCAAGGCCUUAAGCAACAACUGACUGGAUCAGACACACAGAACUCGUUAAAGCUAAAUCAAAGCCGAUUUGUACAAAACACAAUUCCGUCAAGAAACACGUGGAACCAAAACGGGAGAGAUCAUGAGAAUUUGUCGCAAAUAGUUGAGAAUUUUGGAAAACUUCAGCACACCGCGACUGUGCCUCAAGCCUCUCCAUCGAGUGAACAAAAACACGCGCUUGUAAAUUUUCCAAACAACUUAAACUUCCGCAAUCUGGAGCCCGAUGUGCAGUUUACACAGAGUAUAGAGGCCAGUGAACAUCAUUCGACGUAUCAUGCCCCGCCGGACGAGAUGCUGCAUUCCGUUCAACUGCCCUCAGCGAUAAGAAUAACAAAUCCUCCGGUGCUUGGGCCAGGCACGAGGUCGCUUUCAGAAAAUCAACUCGGGACUACUUCCGCUCCAGAUAUUAAAAAGAAAGUAACUUUGAAAGAUAUUCUUGAUGAGGACUGUCCGAAAGCUAAAGAAAUGGGGUAUUGCGCGUCACCGCCCAGGUAUCCUUCGCAACAGAUAUCACAACUGAUAACACGGUGUGCAGACUUAUUGAAGUUCAUGUACGCGCCAGUACCUGAAGACUUGAAUGACGAAUAUGCAGGGAACACUAGCACACAUUCCUUUAACGGUACCAGGAACAUGGAGCGUGGAAACAGACAUGUAAGAGGAAAGAAACUGCUGCUUCUUGAACCCAUAUAACUGAAUGUCCCCCCC
Zootermopsis nevadensis is the source of this 1724-nucleotide messenger RNA. The record is from RefSeq and is a predicted model, not a curated record. Lineage: Eukaryota; Metazoa; Arthropoda; Insecta; Blattodea; Termopsidae.